Messenger RNA from Eptesicus fuscus (big brown bat), 15057 nucleotides. RefSeq names its product mucin 5B, oligomeric mucus/gel-forming (gene MUC5B). Gene Ontology annotation, molecular function: protein binding. NCBI's taxonomy places the organism in Eukaryota, Metazoa, Chordata, Mammalia, Chiroptera, Vespertilionidae. Bases 1 to 15057 code for a protein of 5018 amino acids. The transcript is spliced from 55 exons. Gene Ontology annotation, cellular component: extracellular matrix. The record is from RefSeq and is a predicted model, not a curated record.
AUGGGCGACCCGAGCGGGUGCCGGGCGCUGGCCUGGGCCCUCCUGGUCCUGCUCUGGGUGCCGACGGCAGAGCCCCAGGGCAGCGCGGGGCCAAGCUGGGCAGACGCAGAGGCAGCCAAGGGCAGUCGGAGGAUGGACACUGCCCAGCGCACGAUCUUCAUCCCACCCAUCACCGGCCUCCCCCCCAUGAGCCCCCUGAACCCGGCGCACAACGGCCGGGUCUGCAGCACGUGGGGCGACUUCCACUACAAGACCUUCGACGGCGACGUGUUCCGCUUCCCCGGCCGCUGCAACUACGUCUUCUCGGCGCACUGCGGGGCCGCCUACGAGGACUUCAACGUCCAGCUGCGCCGCGGCCUGGCCGGCUCCAGGCCCGCCGUCACCCACGUGGUGCUCAAGGCCCAGGGGCUGGUGCUGGAGGUGUCCGGCGGCUCCGUCCUCAUCGACGGGCGGCGGGAGGAGCUGCCCUACAGCCGGGCCGGCCUGCUGGUGGAGCGGAGCAGCGACUACGUCAAGGUCAGCGUCCGGCUGGUGCUCACCUUCGUGUGGAACGGAGAGGACAGCGCCCUGCUGGAGCUGGACCCCAAGUACACCAACCAGACGUGCGGCCUCUGUGGGGACUUCAACGGGCUCCCGGCCGCCAACGAGUUCUACGCCCACAACGCCAGGCUGACGCCGCUGCAGUUCGGGAACCUGCAGAAGCUGGACGGGCCCACGGAGCAGUGCCAGGACCCCCAGCCCGGCCCAGCCGACAACUGCACGGACGCGGAGGACAUCUGCCGCCGCACCCUGCUGGGCCCGGCCUUCGCCCAGUGCAACGGGCUGGUGGCCGCCGACGCGUACGUGGCCGCCUGCGCCCAGGACCUGUGCCGCUGCCCCACCUGCCCGUGCGCCACCUUCGCCGAGUACUCCCGCCAGUGCGCCCACGCAGGGGGGCAGCCGCAGAACUGGAGGGGCCCCGACCUCUGCCCCCGGGCGUGCCCCCUCAACAUGCAGCACCAGGAGUGCGGCUCGCCCUGCGCGGACACCUGCUCCAACCCCGAGCGCGCCCAGCUCUGCGAGGACCACUGCGUGGACGGCUGCUUCUGCCCCCCAGGCACGGUGCUCGAUGACGUCACCCACACGGGCUGCGUGCCCCUGCAGCGCUGCCCCUGCGCCCACGGCGGCCGCACCUACGCCCCGGGGGCCUCCUUCACCACCAGCUGCAGCUCCUGCACCUGCUCCGGGGGACUGUGGCAGUGCCAGGACCUCCCGUGCCCGGGCACCUGCUCCGUCCAGGGCGGCUCCCACAUCUCCACCUACGACGAGAAACUCUACGACAUGCACGGCGACUGCAGCUACGUCCUGUCCAAGAAGUGUGCAGACAGCGGCUUCACGGUGCUGGCCGAGCUGCGGAAAUGCGGCCUGACCGACAACGAGAACUGCCUCAAAACGGUGACCCUGAGCAUGGACGGCGGGGACACGGUCAUCCGGAUCCAGGCCAACGGCGGGGUGUUCCUGAACUCCAUCUACACCCAGCUGCCCGUGUCAGCAGCCAACAUCACCAUGUUCAGGCCCUCGAGCUUCUUCAUCCUGGUGCAGACGGGCCUCGGGCUGCAGCUGGAGGUGCAGCUGGUCCCCCUCAUGCAGCUGGUCCUCAGGCUGGACCCCGCCCACCGAGGCCAGAUGUGCGGCCUCUGCGGGAACUUCAACCAGAACCAGGCGGACGACUUCCGCGCCCUCAGCGGCGUGGUGGAGGGCACGGCCGCCGCCUUCGCCAACACCUGGAAGACCCAGGCCUCCUGCCCCAACGUCAGGGGCAGCUUCGAGGACCCCUGCUCCCUGAGCGUGGAGAACGAGAACUACGCCCAGCACUGGUGCUCCCUGCUCACCGACCCCGCCGGCGCCUUCUCACCCUGCCACUCCGUCAUCAACCCCACGCCCUUCCACUCGAACUGCCUGUUCGACACGUGCAACUGCGAGAAGAGCGAGGACUGCCUGUGCGCCGCGCUGUCCGCCUACGUCCGCGCCUGCGCCGCGCGGGGCGUGCUGCUCCGCGGCUGGAGGGCCGGCGUCUGCACCAAGUACGUGAGCGCCUGCCCCAAGUCCCAGCGCUACGCCUACGUGGUGGACGGCUGCCCGCCCACCUGCCGCGCCCUGGGCCAGGCUGACGUCACCUGCGGCGUGGCCUUCGUGCCCGUGGACGGCUGCACCUGCCCCGACGGCACCUUCCUGGACGACGCCGGCAGCUGUGUGCCCGCCGAGGCCUGUCCCUGCUACUUCCGGGGCUCCGUGGUGGCCCCCGGGGAGGUGGUGCAUGACCACGGCGUGGUGUGCUCGUGCGCGAGUGGGAAGCUGAGCUGCCUGGGCGCCGAGGAGCAGACCAGCACAGACUGCGUGGCCCCCAUGGUGUACCUGAACUGCAGCCACGCCUCGGCCGGCACGCCAGGCGCCGAGUGCCUCCGGAGCUGCCACUCGCUGGACGUGGACUGCUUCAGCACGCACUGCGUGUCCGGCUGCGUCUGCCCCCCGGGGCUGGUGUCCGACGGGAGCAGGGGCUGCGUGGCCGAGGACGACUGCCCCUGUCUGCACAACGACGCCACCUACCGGCCCGGGGACACCAUCCGGGUCGACUGCAACACCUGCACCUGCCGGAACCGCCGGUGGGAGUGCAGCAGCCGGCCCUGCCUGGGCACCUGCGUGGCCUACGGGGACGGCCACUUCAUCACCUUCGACGGCGAGCGGUACAGCUUCGAGGGCAGCUGCGAGUACACGCUGGCUCAGGACUACUGCGGCGGCAACGGCACCAACGGGACCUUCCGCGUCGUCACCGAGAACGUCCCCUGCGGCACCACGGGCGUCACCUGCUCCAAGGCCAUCAAGCUCUUCCUGGGGAACUACGAGCUGAUCCUCCACGAGGGCACCUACAAGGUGGUGCAGAGGGGGCCGGGCGCAGACCUGCCCUACAGGGUCCGGUACAUGGGCACCCACCUGGCCGUCGAGACCCGCAGCGGCCUGGUCGUGUCCUGGGACCGCAGGACCAGCGUGUCCAUCCGGCUGCACCAGGAUUACAAGGGGCGGGUCUGCGGGCUGUGCGGGAACUUCGACGACAACGCCGUCAACGACUUCACCACGCGCAGCCAGUCCGUGGUGGGCGACGCCCUGGAGUUCGGCAACAGCUGGAAAUUCUCCCCGACCUGCCCCGACGCCCCGGCCGCCCGGGACCCCUGCACCGCCAACCCGUACCGCAAGUCCUGGGCCCAGCGCCAGUGCAGCCUCCUCAACAGCGCCACCUUCGAGGCCUGCCACGCUCAGGUCGACUCCACCAAGUACUACGAGGCCUGCGUGAGCGACGCGUGCGCCUGCGACUCCGGGGGCGACUGCGAGUGUUUCUGCACCGCCGUGGCCGCCUACGCCCAGGCCUGCCGCGACGUGGGCGUGUGCGUGGCCUGGCGCACCCCGGACAUCUGCCCCCUGUUCUGCGACUACUACAACCCCCACGGGGAGUGCGAGUGGCACUACCAGCCCUGCGGGGCGCCCUGCCUGCGGACCUGCCGGAACCCCAGUGGACGCUGCCUGAUGGACCUGCCCGGCCAGGAAGGCUGCUACCCAAAGUGCCCGCCCAGCGAGCCGUUCUUCAGCGAGGACCAGAUGAGGUGUGUGGCCCAGUGUGGCUGCUACGAUGACGACGGGAACUACUACGAUGUUGGCACUAAGGUCCCCACAGCAGAGAACUGCCAGAGCUGUGACUGUACCCCUGGGGGCCUCCAAUGCACGUACAGCCUGGAGGCCUGCAAGUGCACCUACGAGGGCAGAACCUAUGGCUUCGGGGAGGUCAUCUACAACACGACCGACGGGCUCGGCGCCUGCCUGGUGGCCGUCUGCGGGAGCAACGGGACGAUCGCGCGGAGGGCCGUGGCGUGUCCCGAGCCCCCGGCCACCACGCCCUUCACCUUCACCUCGACGGCGGCCCCGCCCUCCACGACAGGUCCGGUCCCCACGCUCUCCACCGUGUGCGUGCGGGAGCUGUGCAGCUGGUCGGCCUGGUACGACAGCGGCCGCCCAGAGCCGGGCAUGGGAGGUGGGGACUUCGAGACGUUUGCGGACCUGAGGCAGAGGGGUCACCAGGUGUGCCCGGCGCCGGCCCGAGUCGAGUGCCGCGCGCAGCGGCUUCCAGACACGCCCCUGGAGCGGCUGGGCCAGAAGGUGGAGUGCAGCCCCCAGCUCGGGCUCCGGUGCCUCAACAGCGAGCAGGACCCCCCGCUCUGCCACAACUACGAGCUGCGGGUCCUCUGCUGCGACUACGUGCCCUGCGGCACCCCCUCGGGGCCAGGCACCAGCCAGAAGCCAACCCCCCCGCCCCUGCACACCUCCCCCGUCCAGGCCACGACAGCCUUGACCUCACGGACAACGGAGCCCUGGGCAGCGAGCAGCUCCCAGACCCCGGGCCGCACCUGCCAGCCCCGAUGCCAGUGGACGGAGUGGUUCGACGAGGAUUACCCCAAGUCCGAGGAGGCCGGGGGGGACGUCGAGUCAUACGACAGGAUCCGGAGCGCAGGGGGCGAGGUGUGCGAGCGGCCGCAGGACAUCGAGUGCCGGGCGGUGAACUUCCCGGACAGGAGGCCGGAGGAGCUGGGGCAGCUCGUGCACUGCGACCCCAGCUUCGGCCUGGUCUGCCGGAAUGACGAGCAGAUGGGCCUGUUCAAGAUGUGCUACAACUACAGGAUCCGCCUGCUGUGCUGCCGCCCCUGCGAGGAGCCCACCCCUGCCACCGCCAGCGCCACCACCGCCACAGCCACUACCUCCUCCACUGCCACCCCUGCCACAGCCAGUGCCAUCCCAGCCACAGCCACCACCACCAUCUCCACAGCCGCCACCACCACCUCUACUGCCACCCCUACCACAGCCACAGCCACUACCUCCUCCACUGCCACCACUGCCACCUCCACUGCCAUCCCUGCCCCCACCACCCCUGCCACAGCCACAGCCACUACGUCCUCCACCACCACCACCACAUCCGCCACCACCACUGCCAUCCCUGCCACCGCCAGUGCCAUCCCAGCCACAGCCAGUGCCAUCCCAGCCACAGCCACCACCACCAUCUCCACAGCCGCCACCACCACCUCUACUGCCAACCCUGCCACUGCCAGUGCCACCAUAGCCACAGCCACCACCUCCACUGUCCCCACCACCACAGCCGCCACCACCGCCACUGCCACUGCCACCCCGGAAGCCACCAGCAGCCAGGGCACGACCGCCUGCGAACCCAGGUGCGAGUGGACGGAAUGGUUUGACGUGGACUUCCCCACCUCGGGGGUCACGGGCGGAGACAUGGAGACUUACGACAAUAUCAGGGCUGCCGGCGGCAAGAUGUGCCAGGAGCCGCAGAAGAUUGAGUGCCGGGCAGAGAGCUACCCGGAGGUGAGCCUCGACCAGAUCGGGCAGGUGGUGAGCUGCAGCCUGCAGGCCGGGCUGGUCUGCAGGAACCGGGACCAGAGGGGGCCGUUCACCAUGUGUUUCAACUACAACGUCCGUGUGCUCUGCUGCGACAGCGCCGGCCGCUGCCCUGCCUCCGCCACGCCACCGCCCACGCCGUCCACCCAGGUCCUGACCACGACGGCUGAGCCCGCCUCGUCCAGUGCCCCCCAUACAGCCACCCUGGCCACCUCCCCCGUACGGACCACGCCUGGGUCCUCGGCCACCAGUGCCACCGUUGUGACGCCCCUGCCCUCCAGCCCCUGGAAGCCCAGCUCCGUCUCACCUGUCCCAACGUCCCCGGCCUCUGGGGCCUGCGUGCCGCGGUGCACCUGGACAGACUGGUUCGACGUGGACUAUCCCUCUCCGGGCCCCAAUGGCGGCGACUUUGAGACCUACACCAACAUCCGGGAGGCCGGCGGGCUCGUCUGCGAGCGGCCCGUGGACCUGGAGUGCCAGGCGACCUCGCUGCCCGACGUGCCCCUGCGGCAGCUGGGCCAGGUGGUGCUGUGCCGGCUGGAGGAGGGCCUGGUGUGCCGCAACCGCGACCAGGACGGCUGGUUCAAGAUGUGCCUCAAAUACCAAAUCCGCGUGCUCUGCUGUGACGACUACCGCCACUGCCCCAGCACGGCCACGCCCACCAGCACGGCCACUCCCACCAGCACGGCCUCGCCCACCAGCACGCCCACGCCCACCAGCACGGCCAGGCCCACCAGCACGGCCAGGCCCACCAGCACGGCCACGCCCACCAGCACGGGCCGGCAGACUUCCGGGGCCACAGAGCUCAGGACCACGGCAACCACCCAGUCACCCCCCUCGUCCCCCGAGACCACAGAGAGGGUCACCGUCCCCACCGCUGAGACAGGACCCUCUACUGCCAGGACCACCGAGAGCGUGCCCCCCACCCAGACGGCUCGCACCUCCCUCAGGACCACCGAGACCACCCUGCCCACCAGCUCCCUGAAGCCAACCAUGACCUCCACGACCUCCACAACCUUCAUGACCUCCACGGCCCCUGGGGCCUGCACGCCACGGUGCACGUGGACAGACUGGUUCGACGAGGACUACCCCACACCCGGCCCCGACGGCGGGGACUUUGAGACCCUCUUGGUCCUCCGCGCGGCCGGCCACGACUUCUGCGAGCGGCCUCAGGACAUCGAGUGCCGGUCAGAGAAGGCGCCGGACGCGAGCCUGGAGGCCGUGGGCCAGGUGGUGCAGUGCGACGCGCGCUUCGGGCUGGUGUGCCGCAACCGCGACCAGCGCGGCCGGUUCCGGAUGUGCCUCAACUACCACGUGCGUCUGCUCUGCUGUGACGACUACCGCCACUGCCCCAGCACGGCCACGCCCACCGGCACGGCCACGCCCACCGGCACGGCCAUGCCCACCGGCACGGCCACGCCCACCGGCACGGCCAUGCCCACCGGCACGGCCACGCCCACCAGCACGGCCACGCCCACCAGCACGGCCAUGCCCACAGGCACGGCCAUGCCCACCAGCACAGCCAUGCCCACCAGCAUGGGCCGGCAGACUUCCGGGGCCACAGGGGUCAGGACCACAGCCGCCACCACAGGGACCAGCCUGAGGCCGACCUCCCCGACAGCCCCCAGUCCUGCCCCUCCCCACACAGCAACCUCCACCUGCCAGCCCGCAUGCCGCUGGACCGACUGGAUGGACACGGACCGGCCCCGGCCCGGCCGCUACGGGGGUGACAUUGAGACCUACUACCGCAUCGAGCAGGCGGGCGGGCAGCUCUGCGCGGAGCCGGACGCCAUCCAGUGUGAGGCCGUGCUGUCGCCAGGGGUGCCCCUCGAGGCGCUGGGCCAGGUGGUGCAGUGCGCCCGGGAGUACGGCCUCAUCUGCAGGAAUAGUCGGCAGCGGAAGGGCGAGACCUGCCUCAACUACCACAUCCGCGUGCGCUGCUGUGACGACUACCGCCACUGCCCCUCCCCCGCCCCCGAGACCACCACGGCGGCCCCCUCCCCGCCUCCAGGGAGCACCCUCACCCCAGGGACGCCCACCACCAGGGCCACCUCCAGCCCAGGGCCCAGCACCAGGGCCUCCCCAUCGCCCCCCGUUCCCGUGACCACCAGCUCCCCGCUGAGCACCACCCCGGGCCCUUCUUCGGCCGCCACCACGGCUGCAGGCUCCACGGUGAACACUCCGACCUCGCCCAUCACGACCGCCAGCCCCGUGACCUCAGUGGCCACGCCCACUGCCUGUCAGCCUCGCUGUGCCUGGACCGGCUGGCUGGACCAGAGCUACCCCAUGCCCGGGGCCUCCGGAGGGGACUUUGAGACCUACGCCAACAUGCGGGCAGCCGGCCGGCCCGUCUGCGAGCGGCCCGAGGGCCUGGAGUGCCGGGCCGAGAGGCUGCCCGACGUGCCCCUGGAGCAGGUGGGCCAGGUGGUGCAGUGCCGGCUGGAGGAGGGCCUGGUGUGCCGCAACCGCGACCAGGGUGGCCUCUUCAAGAUGUGCCUCAACUACCAAAUCCGCAUGCUCUGCUGUGACGACUACCGCCACUGCCCCAGCACGGCCACGCCCACCAGCACGGCCACUCCCACCAGCACGGCCAGGACCACCAGCACGGCCUCGCCCACCAGCACGGCCAGGCCCACCAGCACGGCCAGCACGGCCACUCCCACCAGCACGGCCUCGCCCACCAGCACGGCCACGCCCACCAGCACGGGCCAGCGGACUUCGGGGGCUACAGAGCUCAGGACCAAGGCAACCACCCAGUCACCCCCCUCGUCCCCCGAGACCACAGAGAGGGUCACCGUCCCCACCGCUGAGACAGGACCCUCUUCUGCCAGGACCACCGAGAGCGUGCCGCCCACCCAGACGGCUCACACCUCCCUCAGGACCACCGAGAGCGUGCCGCCCACCCAGACGGCUCGCACCUCCCUCAGGACCACCGAGAGCGUGCCCCCCACCCAGACGGCUCACACCUCCCUCAGGACCACCGAGAGCGUGCCGCCCACCCAGACGGCUCGCACCUCCCUCAGGACCACCGAGAGCGUGCCGCCCACCCAGACGGCUCGCACCUCCCUCAGGACCACCGAGACCACCCUGCCCACCAGCUCCCUGAAGCCAACCAUGACCUCCACGACCUCCACAACCUUCAUGACCUCCACGGCCCCUGGGGCCUGCACGCCACGGUGCACGUGGACAGACUGGUUCGACGAGGACUACCCCACACCCGGCCCCGACGGCGGGGACUUUGAGACCCUCUCGGUCCUCCGCGCGGCCGGCCACGACUUCUGCGAGCGGCCUCAGGACAUCGAGUGCCGGUCAGAGAAGGCGCCAGACGCGAGCCUGGAGGCCGUGGGCCAGGUGGUGCAGUGCGACGUGCGUUUCGGGCUGGUGUGCCGCAACCGCGACCAGCGCGGCCGGUUCCGGAUGUGCCUCAACUACCACGUGCGUCUGCUCUGCUGGACGCCCACCACCAGGGCCACCUCCAGCCCAGGGCCCAGCACCAGGGCCUCCCCAUCGCCCCCCGUUCCCGUGACCACCAGCUCCCCGCUGAGCACCACCCCGGGCCCUUCUUCGGCCGCCACCACGGCUGCAGGCUCCACGGUGAGCACUCCGACCUCGCCCAUCACGACCGCCAGCCCCGUGACCUCAGUGGCCAUGCCCACUGCCUGUCAGCCUCGCUGUGCCUGGACCGGCUGGCUGGACCAGAGCUACCCCAUGCCCGGGGCCUCCGGAGGGGACUUUGAGACCUACGCCAACAUGCGGGCAGCCGGCCGGCCCGUCUGCGAGCGGCCCGAGGGCCUGGAGUGCCGGGCCGAGAGGCUGCCCGACGUGCCCCUGGAGCAGCUGGGCCAGGUGGUGCUGUGCCGGCUGGAGGAGGGCCUGGUGUGCCGCAACCGCGACCAGGGCGGCCUCUUCAAGAUGUGCCUCAACUACCAAAUCCGCGUGCUCUGCUGUGACGACUACCGCCACUGCCCCAGCACGGCCACUCCCACCAGCACGGCCAGGACCACCAGCACGGCCAGGCCCACCAGCACGGCCAGGACCACCAGCACGGCCACGCCCACCAGCACGGCCACGCCCACCAGCACGGCCAGGACCACCAGCACGGCCAGGACCACCAGCACGGCCACGCCCACCAGCACGGCCUCGCCCACCAGCACGGCCACGCCCACCAGCACGCCCACGCCCACCAGCACGGCCAGGACCACCAGCACGGCCACGCCCACCAGCACGGCCACGCCCACCAGCACGGGCCAGCGGACUUCGGGGGCUACAGAGCUCAGGACCAAGGCAACCACCCAGUCACCCCCCUCGUCCCCUGAGACCACAGAGAGGGUCACCGUCCCCACCGCUGAGACAGGACCCUCUACUGCCAGGACCACCGAGAGCGUGCCGCCCACCCAGACGGCUCGCACCUCCCUCAGGACCACCGAGAGCGUGCCGCCCACCCAGACGGCUCACACCUCCCUCAGGACCACCGAGACCACCCUGCCCACCAGCUCCCUGAAGCCAACCAUGACCUCCACGACCUCCACAACCUUCAUGACCUCCACGGCCCCUGCGGUCUGCACGCCACGGUGCACGUGGACAGACUGGUUCGACGAGGACUACCCCACACCCGGCCCCGACGGCGGGGACUUUGAGACCCUCUUGGUCCUCCGCGCGGCCGGCCACGACUUCUGCGAGCGGCCUCAGGACAUCGAGUGCCGGUCAGAGAAGGCGCCGGACGCGAGCCUGGAGGCCGUGGGCCAGGUGGUGCAGUGCGACGCGCGUUUCGGGCUGGUGUGCCGCAACCGCGACCAGCGCGGCCGGUUCCGGAUGUGCCUCAACUACCACGUGCGUCUGCUCUGCUGUGACGACUACCGCCACUGCCCCUCCCCCGCCCCGGAGACCACCACGGCGGCCCCCUCCCCGCCUCCAGGGAGCACCCUCACCCCAGGGACGCCCACCACCAGGGCCACCUCCAGCCCAGGGCCCAGCACCAGGGCCUCCCCAUCGCCCCCCGUUCCCGUGACCACCAGCUCCCCGCUGAGCACCACCCCGGGCCCUUCUUCGGCCGCCACCACGGCUGCAGGCUCCACGGUGAACACUCCGACCUCGCCCAUCACGACCGCCAGCCCCGUGACCUCAGUGGCCACGCCCACUGCCUGUCAGCCUCGCUGUGCCUGGACCGGCUGGCUGGACCAGAGCUACCCCAUGCCCGGAGCCUCCGGAGGGGACUUUGAGACCUACGCCAACAUGCGGGCAGCCGGCCGGCCCGUCUGCGAGCGGCCCGAGGGCCUGGAGUGCCGGGCCGAGAGGCUGCCCCACGUGCCCCUGGAGCAGCUGGGCCAGGUGGUGCUGUGCCGGCUGGAGGAGGGCCUGGUGUGCCGCAACCGCGACCAGGGUGGCCUCUUCAAGAUGUGCCUCAACUACCAAAUCCGCAUGCUCUGCUGUGACGACUACCGCCACUGCCCCAGCACGGCCACGCCCACCAGCACGGCCACUCCCACCAGCACGGCCAGGACCACCAGCACGGCCAUGCCCACCAGCACGGCCACUCCCACCAGCACGGCCACUCCCACCAGCACGGCCAGGACCACCAGCACGGCCACGCCCACCAGCACGGCCACGCCCACCAGCACGCCCACGCCCACCAGCACGGGCCAGCGGACUUCGGGGGCUACAGAGCUCAGGACCAAGGCAACCACCCAGUCACCCCCCUCGUCCCCCGAGACCACAGAGAGGGUCACCGUCCCCACCGCUGAGACAGGACCCUCUACUGCCAGGACCACCGAGAGCGUGCCCCCCACCCAGACGGCUCGCACCCCCCUCAGGACCACCGAGAGCGUGCCGCCCACCCAGACGGCUCGCACCUCCCUCAGGACCACCGAGAGCGUGCCCCCCACCCAGACGGCUCACACCUCCCUCAGGACCACCGAGAACAUGCCCCCCACCCAGACGGCUCACACCUCCCUCAGGACCACCGAGAACAUGCCCCCCACCCAGACGGCUCGCACCUCCCUCAGGACCACCGAGAGCGUGCCGCCCACCCAGACGGCUCACACCUCCCUCAGGACCACCGAGAGCGUGCCGCCCACCCAGACGGCUCACACCUCCCUCAGGACCACCGAGACCACCCUGCCCACCAGCUCCCUGAAGCCAACCAUGACCUCCACGACCUCCACAACCUUCAUGACCUCCACGGCCCCUGGGGCCUGCACGCCACGGUGCACGUGGACAGACUGGUUCGACGAGGACUACCCCACACCCGGCCCCGACGGCGGGGACUUUGAGACCCUCUCGGUCCUCCGCGCGGCCGGCCACGACUUCUGCGAGCGGCCUCAGGACAUCGAGUGCCGGUCAGAGAAGGCGCCAGACGCGAGCCUGGAGGCCGUGGGCCAGGUGGUGCAGUGUGACGCGCGUUUCGGGCUGGUGUGCCGCAACCGCGACCAGCGCGGCCGGUUCCGGAUGUGCCUCAACUACCACGUGCGUCUGCUCUGCUGUGACGACUACCGCCACUGCCCCUCCCCCGCCCCGGAGACCACCACGGCGGCCCCCUCCCCGCCUCCAGGGAGCACCCUCACCCCAGGGACGCCCACCACCAGGGCCACCUCCAGCCCAGGGCCCAGCACCAGGGCCUCCCCAUCGCCCCCCGUUCCCGUGACCACCAGCUCCCCGCUGAGCACCACCCCGGGCCCUUCUUCGGCCGCCACCACGGCUGCAGGCUCCACGGUGAGCACUCCGACCUCGCCCAUCACGACCGCCAGCCCCGUGACCUCAGUGGCCAUGCCCACUGCCUGUCAGCCUCGCUGUGCCUGGACCGGCUGGCUGGACCAGAGCUACCCCAUGCCCGGGGCCUCCGGAGGGGACUUUGAGACCUACGCCAACAUGCGGGCAGCCGGCCGGCCCGUCUGCGAGCGGCCCGAGGGCCUGGAGUGCCGGGCCGAGAGGAUGCCCGACGUGCCCCUGGAGCAGCUGGGCCAGGUGGUGCAGUGCCGGCUGGAGGAGGGCCUGGUGUGCCGCAACCGCGACCAGGGCGGCCUCUUCAAGAUGUGCCUCAACUACCAAAUCCGCGUGCUCUGCUGUGACGACUACCGCCACUGCCCCUCCCCUGCCCCGGAGACCAAUGCGCCCUCGGCCCCCAGCACCCUCGGGCCCAGCACCUCCCCCAGCCCGCCCGCGCCCACCAGCCCCUGCCGGUGUCAGGCGUUUGGACAGCUCUUCUCACCAGGGGACGUCGUGUACAACAGGACCGACGGGGCCGGCUGCUACUUCUACGCCGUCUGCAACCAGCAGUGCGAGCUGGACCGCUUCCAGGGCGCCUGCCCCACCUCCUCGCCCCCGGAGCCCCCAACCGCAACCUGGGUGCCCCUGACCUCGCCUGCUCCCGGCUGUGACCUCGCCGACCCUCCCCGACAGGUGAACGAGUCCUGGACGCUGGAGGACUGCACGGUGGCGCGGUGCGAGGGCGACAACCUCAUCGUCCUGCUGGAGCCGCAGCCCGUGGCCCAGGUCUCCUGUGUGAACGGGUACCUGCCGGUCAAGGUGCAGAGCCAGCAGGAGCCCUGCCGCUUCCACUACGAGUGCGAAUGCUCCUGCAGCAGCUGGGGCGACUCCCACUACGUCACCUUUGACGGCACCCCCUACUCCUUCCGGGACAACUGCACGCACGUGCUCGUGAGGGAGAUCCGGCCGCGCCACGGGAACCUCACCGUCCUCCUGGACAACCACCACUGCGGGGCCGCGGCCUCCGCCUCCGCCAGCUGCCCCCGCGCCCUCCACAUCCGCUACGCGUCCACGGACGUCGUCCUCACCACCGAGACGGCCGCCAGCGGGCGGGAGGAGGGCCUGAUCCUGUUCGACGGCGUGCGGGUGAGCCAGGGCUUCAGCCAGAACGGCGUGAGCGUGUCCGUGACGGCGAGCACCACGAUGCGCGUGGACAUCCCGGCCGUCGGGGUCAGCAUCACCUUCGACGGGCAGGCCUUCCAGGUCCAGCUGUCCUACAGCCGCUUCAGCCACAACACCGAGGGCCAGUGCGGCACCUGCACCAACAGCAAGACGGACGACUGCCGCCUGCCGGACGGCACCAUCGCCCCCACCUGCCAGGACAUGGCCAGCGCCUGGCUGGUCCCCGAGACCAACAAGGAAGGCUGCUCGGCCCCCACAGGCCCGCCCGCGACCACCAGCCCCCCCUCCCCAGCACCCACCACGCCCACCUCCACCCCGUGCCCCCCAGCGCCCCUCUGCGAGCUGAUGCUGAGCCACAUCUUCGCCGAGUGCCAGGACCUCAUCCCGCCCGGCCUGUUCUUCAGCGCCUGCGUCCAGGACGCCUGCCAGGCCAGCCACCCCGGGGUGCCCUGCCAGAGCCUGGAGGCCUACGCGGCCCUCUGCCGUGCCCGGGGCGUGUGCAGCGACUGGCGAAACGCCACGGGCGGGCUGUGCGAGCUCCCCUGCCCACCCAAGAAGGUGUACCAGCCAUGCGGCCCCGUGCAGCCCGCGUCCUGUGACUCCAGGACCCAGAGCCCGGAGAGCACGGCGCUGGCGGAGGGCUGCUUCUGCCCCGACGGCCAGACCCUCUUCAACGCCCACACGGACGUCUGCGUGCCCGAGUGCCCCUGCGUGGGACCAGACGGGUUCCCCAAAUUCCCUGGAGAGCGGUGGGUCAGCAACUGCCAGGCCUGCGUGUGCGACGUGGGCUCCGUGUCGGUGCAGUGCGUGCCCGUGCAGUGUGACGCCCGGGAACUGCCCCAGGAGUGCGGCUGGGCUGGCUUCGUGGCCGUGACCAGGCCCCGGGCAGACAACCCGUGCUGCCAGGAGACGCUGUGCGUCUGCAACACGACCAGCUGCCCCCAGAGCCCGCCGGCGUGUGGGCCAGGAGAGGAGCUGACCCGCACCCAGGAGGAGGGCGGCUGCUGCCCCACCUUCAGCUGCCGGCCCAAGCUGUGCACCUACAACGGCACUCUCUACGGGGUCGGUGCAAUCUUCCCAGCGACCACUCCCUGCCACACGUGCACCUGCCUGUCCGUGGACUCCCAGGAGCCCACCGUGCAGUGUGAGGAGAACACCUGCAACGGAACCUGUCCCCCGGGUUCCGAGUAUUUGGCGGUGGCUGGGCAGUGCUGUGGGGAGUGCGUGCAGAGGGCCUGCCUCACGCCCGACGGCGGGGUGGUCCAGCCCAACGAGACCUGGGUCAACAGCCUGGACAGCUGCACCGAGUACCACUGCCAGGCCGAGCGCGGGGUGCCCGUGCUGAUCCUCAGGCCGUCGCCCUGCCCAGACGUGUCCAGCUGCAGGGGCAUCCUCAGGAAAACUGGCUGCUGCUACUCCUGCGAGGAGGAAGUGGACUCCUGCCAGGUCCGCGUCAACAGGACGGUGCUGCGGCACCAGGGCUGCGAGGCCCCCGUCAACCUCACCUUCUGCGAGGGCGCCUGCCCAGGAGUGUCCAGGUACUCCCCGGAGGCCCAGGCCAUGCAGCGCCGCUGCACCUGCUGCCAGGAGACCAGGGCCCACGAGGAGGCGGUGACCCUGCAGUGCCCCGAUGGGACUGCCAUCCAGCACACCUACACCCACAUCGACGAGUGCAAGUGCGACCUGGCCUGCGUCCCCUCGCCGGCCGCUCCCGGACAAGGCCACAGCAGCUUUGCCUGA